Messenger RNA from Odontomachus brunneus, 2699 nucleotides. RefSeq names its product twisted gastrulation protein homolog 1-A. The record is from RefSeq and is a predicted model, not a curated record. Gene Ontology annotation, biological process: regulation of BMP signaling pathway. NCBI's taxonomy places the organism in Eukaryota, Metazoa, Arthropoda, Insecta, Hymenoptera, Formicidae. The transcript is spliced from 4 exons. Bases 1438 to 2196 code for a protein of 252 amino acids.
CCCGACCGUCAGCGGACUCGUUCUCUCUCUCUCUUUCUCUCUUUCUGCGACUCCCUCCCCCUGCUUCCCCCUUCACUCCAUCCUUUUCUCGUUUCAUCUCUCUCGUUUUCUCGUUCGGUUUCUUUCUCUCUCUCUCUUUCUCGCUCUCCUCUUCUCCACCUCCACCGCGAGAGAUCCGCGACGGUACAACCACCACCACCAACAUCAUCGCGAGAACGCUGCCGCUGCCGCCGUCGCCACCACCUCCUUUUCCUCCUCCUCUUCCUCCUCCACCUUCACCUCCUCCUCCUCCUCCUCCUUCCGCUUCUGCGGUCCUCUCGGUCCACGCUCUUCCUUAAUUCAGUCCAAUGAGAGCCGCUCUUCGAUUCGUCACACCCGCCGAUGAAUCUCUCUAUUCCGUCUGUUUUACUCUCUUUCUCUCUCUCUCCCGCUCUCUAUCUUGAUUUCUAUUUCUCUCUUUCUUUCUAUCUCUCUCUCUAUUUCUCUCCCUUCUGAUCCCUCUCUGUUUUCCCCCUCGCGGCAGGGAAGUAGAUCGCCGUCGAUUUCCGAAAAAGCGAGUGUUCCUCUUCGACUACCUGGAGAGACGCGUGCCCGCGCUGUCGAUCUUCGAGCGUGAGCGAGAUCGCGAUCCACGACGCAAGUGCGUCGCGAUGCGUCGCAACGCGGUGUCGUAACGCGCAGCGCGUGCAUCCAGACGGUGCGUGACGGUGCGCGUGCGGUUCGCGUGCGGAAUUUCGGUGCAACCCUUCCCGGAUGGGAGACGCGUGCGCCGGACAGGAAGAGGACCCUCGCGGAUGGAGGAGAGGCUCGUCACACCGCGAGUUUGUUUUGACGACGGGUCACUGUGCACCGCUGCACUUGCCGCGCGAGAUCGCAGUGUCGUAAACACACACGCGCGAGACUCUUAGUGUGUUCUCACGAGGGAGAAAGAGAAACAGAGAGAGAAAGAGAGAGGGAGAGAGAGAGGGAGAGCGUUUGUUUAUCGAGCGAUCGAAACGCGUUCGAACGUCGAGCGCGCGCGCCUGCCGACGAGCGAUCGUCUCGAUCACGAAAAAUACGAAAGUCGCGAAAGCCGAUCGCCGGACUCGAUUCGGAAUUUCGCAGAUUCGCAAGUUCAGAGAACUGAAUUUCGCGAAUCUGUCAAUUCUUCGCGCUUCGUGUCGCAGGUGCGUGUUGUUCCUGAGCGUGUUCGUCGAUCCGGACACUCGAAUCGGAGCGAUCGAUCGGUUAACCAGGACACUGCGCGAAUGCGACCCCAAGACGGCUGCCACGCUGAAAUCGCGAGGGAACGCGCUUCCUAGAGGAUAGAAGGAAGGAUUUCGCCUCGGCGAGGAAACAUGUCCCGCGGCGGUCGCAACGCGAACCGGUUGCGCGCUCUUAAAAUAGUUUCUCACGCGUAGGUAACUGGCGCGCACGCCGCCCCGCCGCUGGAACACGAUGCCGGAGAGUGCCAGCUUCAAGAUGGGCUUUAACGCAUUGGUCAGCGUGACCGUUGUCUACAUUCUGUUUAUGAUUACCGCGACGAAACGGUCAGAAGCGUGCAAUGAGGCAGUCUGUGCAAGUGUUGUGAGCAAGUGUAUGCUCACGCAAAGCUGUAAGUGUGACAUGGACACCUGUACCUGUUGUAAGGAAUGUUUCUCGUGCCUGAGCUACCUGUACGAUGAAUGCUGUUCGUGCGUAGAUCUCUGCCCGAAGCCGAAUAUCACUGAGAACCCGUUGAGCAAGAAGUCACAUGUAGAGGACUUCAACGAGCCGGUGCCAGCACUCUUCCAGGCGCUCACCGCCGAAGAAGAUCCGCUCCAGAGAUGGCGCCACUUCACAUUCCCCGUGGACUAUGACACGUCGCUGUUUCAUUCGAAAAACAAGGAUAUGACUUAUCGCGUGCAGACCAACCUCGACGGAGAAUUGAACGCCCUGAAGCCGAACGUGAUGACAGUCAACUGCACAGUUGCCUUUAUGGCACAGUGCAUUUCUUGGAACAAAUGCAGCGCGUCUUGUCAGAGUAUGGGCGCCACCAGCUACAGGUGGUUCCACGAUGGUUGCUGCGAGUGCAUAGGUGACACGUGCAUCAACUAUGGGGUGAACGAGUCAAGAUGCUUAAAUUGUCCUUUGAAAAAGGACGAGGACGACGACCUGAAGGAUCAGUACGAUGAUUAUGGUCAAGUAGAGGAUGACUUGGUCGAUGACGAAGUUUAGUCAUCACCAACAUUUCCCGUCUCCUCUUCAUGAAGAGAUAGUGUUUCGUGAGUGAUUUUUUUUAUACUGACACGCUGAUCGUAGUUACGGACGUGAUGAUUAAUUUUAAAAAGACUAAUGUUUCUGUUAUUUUUUGUUAUCGUGUACAAGAGUGCCUUUUGAAAGUUACGCUGAAUUUCGUGCAUUUGAGAAUUUUUCCUUCGAGCAAGACAGUAAGUGAUUCUGAAGUAAAAUUCGCCGAUUAAACUAUCAAUAUACACGCUCCAAAAUUCUGCUUUCUGAACUCAGAGACUGAUCAUAACUGAUCGCAGAGCGGUCUCUACGAUCAUUUAGGAGUGAUCUUCAAAGGACGCUCACUCGAAAGCGAAUUUAUUCUUUCCGUUGUCUACGAGCGAUGUUAGUGAUGGCAUAAAAUAAAUCUAAUUAUAAAAAAAAGCUCGAGAAGCGAACGUGAGAGUGUAUAACCGUUAAAGAUAUUUUCAAUAAAUUUUAUCAUAAAGUAA